AUGAAAGGUUGUUUGUUUCAGGAGCUAGAAAAUGGUCGAUUGUUUCGUAUACUUGCGAAGAUCAACACUAUAGUGGAGCGACCUGAGUUUAAUUUGGAUCCAUCAUGGUCGGAGACUGGAGAUCGUUUUAUGAUCAAACUUUUCCGCGACUAUGUUUUUCAUCAGGUGACGGAAAGUGGCAAACCGUGGAUGGAUAUGGCGCAUAUUGUACAGUGUCUUAACAAACUUGAUGCGGGUGUGUCCGAGAAAGUGCAGCUUGUGUCGCGAGAUGGCAAUAACCUGCUUAUUGUUUCAUACGGAGAUUUGAGAAGAUGCCUUGAGACGGCCUUCAGAGAAUUGUCCACCAUGCCAUCGGUUGUUCCGCGCCAUUAG
Molecule: messenger RNA, 372 nt
Organism: Strongylus vulgaris
Lineage: Eukaryota; Metazoa; Nematoda; Chromadorea; Rhabditida; Strongylidae
Source: the annotation of a GenBank genome assembly